This is a messenger RNA of Cylicocyclus nassatus, 1665 nucleotides long. Lineage: Eukaryota; Metazoa; Nematoda; Chromadorea; Rhabditida; Strongylidae. The record is from the annotation of a GenBank genome assembly.
AUGUUUGCCGUCGUCUCAGCACUGUUCCUUCUGAUAACUCUCAAUACAUUGAUAGCCGAACGUCAAGUAAUCCCGAUGGAACGGCCUCCGGAUCUCCUUCCCAGUGAACCUCUGCUUCUCCCGCAAUCCAAUCUCGUCCCAGUACUACCCGACUGGCCACCUUCCACCACUCCUUUCGCAGCAUUCAACCCCUUUCCAGCCCCACCGGAAAACCUUACACCGCUGCCCUUCGCCCCUUUCAGUCCAUACUCAAAUCUCGUACAAAACUAUGCACUUCCACCUGGCGCGGGACAUGCAGCAAUUGCUGCCGCACCAGCGCCGCCGCUGAUCCCUUCGUCGUUGGUGUUACCACCUCCGACCUGGCCCCCUCCGAUUACACUGCCUCCAAUCUAUGGAACUUCUAGAGGGACCACUCUAAAACCGAUCAACAUCGAUCCAGAGGCUAUAAUGGGCGUGCCAGAAAUCAUCCAACAUUGGGGAUAUCCGGUUGAAGAACAUCAAGUAACAACUGCAGACGGCUACAUUCUUACUUUACAUCGUAUACCGCAUGGAAAAAAAAAUGCAAAUUCCACUUCUGUGCGACCGGUGAUAUUUCUUCAGCAUGGACUGUUGUGUACGAGCUCAAUUUGGCUACUCAAUCUGCCACAUCAGUCUGCUGGGUUUGUCUUCGCUGAUCAGGGUUUCGAUGUUUGGCUAGGAAAUAUGCGUGGCAAUGUCUACUCAAAAGAGCAUGUCUCGCUAAGCAGCGAAUCGAACGAUUUCUGGAAGUUUAGCUGGGAACAAAUGGCGAAAUACGAUCUGCCGGCAAUGAUCGACUAUGUUCUCAAUGAGACGGAGCAGACAUCACUGUAUUACGUUGGUCAUUCUCAGGGAACUUUGACGAUGCUUGCCAAGCUCAGCAAGGACAAAAAAUUCGCAAAAAAGAUUCGCAAAUUUUUCGCCCUUGCACCUGUUUCGAGGAUGUCUCAUGUCAAAGGACUAUUUCUUUAUCUUGGCAAGAUCUACGAGCAAUUCAGCCUGGUCUAUCGAAUUUUCGGUGACAAUGAAUUCCUUUCAAACAACAUUUUCACACGCUUACUGACGGAUAUUAUCUGCGAUAAAUCCGUUAACAAUCCAAUCUGCGAAAACUUCAUUUUCUCAGUGAGCGGACCGAACAGCAAUCAGUUCAACUCGUCAAGAAUAGGAAUCUACCUGGCACACAAUCCAGCUGGAACCUCGUCGAGGAACAUGCUUCAUUUCGCACAAAUGGUGCAUAAUAAGAAAAUGGAAUCGUUUGAUCGUGGAAAGGAGGCCAACCUCAGGUGGUACGGACAGAGCACACCUCCCGAAUAUAACCUUACCAAUGUUCACUGUGAUACCUACCUCUUUUACUCCGACUAUGACUGGUUAGCACCAGCUGCUGACGUCGAACACUUCCUCAUACCGACCUUACCUCGAACGAGCGUCAAAUUCGCUAGAAAACUGAAAAAUUUCAAUCACAACGAUUUUCUGUGGGGAUUACGAGCUAGGAAAGAAAUCUAUGACCGAAUUACGAAUAUUAUCAAAAUCGACUCAAGAAAGCUAACACUACAACGGAAUAUGGAUUCAUACUUCAGACGCCAAAGCGGAAACAAGACAAUCGACGAGAUAUCGAAUAAGCUAAACGACACUUUAAAGUUAGACUAG